Messenger RNA from Aspergillus niger, 1830 nucleotides. RefSeq lists its product as uncharacterized. The coding region runs from base 1 to 1830 and encodes 609 amino acids. The record is from RefSeq and is a predicted model, not a curated record. Gene Ontology annotation, molecular function: mRNA 5'-cap (guanine-N7-)-methyltransferase activity. Gene Ontology annotation, biological process: 7-methylguanosine mRNA capping. The transcript is spliced from 5 exons. Gene Ontology annotation, cellular component: nucleus. NCBI's taxonomy places the organism in Eukaryota, Fungi, Ascomycota, Eurotiomycetes, Eurotiales, Aspergillaceae.
AUGGCCUCCAAAGAGGAAGAGCGCACAGGCCAACGGCCCAGCAUCAGCAUGUACGAUCCCGCCCGAGACCGCUGGGAGGAGCAGCCUGUUGUUCCUGCUGAACCAGCGUCAGCUUCUGCUUCCAUCGAAGCAACACCAACUCAGACAAGUGAAGCCAAACCGGUUCAUGAUUCUACUGUGACUUCUACCAGUGAAUCUCUUCAUCUUCCUCAAACUACCACCAUCGAGCCUUCUCAACAACCGGAGCAGCAGCAGAAGCAGCCUCCUAUCCCGACACCUCCAUCCUCUCAAUCACGCCGCAAACACAAAAUAAACAAAAUGGGUGACUACUAUCGCUCUGGCUCUGCGGAUGCCUACGCUGAGCAGAGCUCUCCUGCUGCCGAUAGCCACAAGCGCAAGCUAGAGGACGAGACAUCGGAGCAGCAGCCACCCGCCGACCAAGCGAACGACCGUCCCAUCUCCAAGCGUAAGCGUCUCGAAGAACGACACCAGAAGCUGCGGAAACGCGGCCAGGCACCUCCCUCGGCUUACUCGCGCCGCGAUGGCGACGAGACAGCAGCACGCGCAGCACCACGGCCCCGAUCACCCUCACCGCCCCUUCCUCCGCGGUCUCCGUCGCCGGAAGUGCAGGCGCGUCAGCGUAAACGACCCGGUGGCGGUGCGCGGCGAGGUCUCGUGGACCCGCAGACACUGCGGCGGCGACAGGAGGAGCGGGAGCGCGCGCUGGAAGAAGAUGCGAUGCGCAACUCGCAGAGCCGGGGAGUGACGGAUAUCGUGAGACAGCAUUACAAUGCGGUUCCGCAGCGGGGCCGGGAGUGGCGCAAGACGGAGAGUAAGAUCAAGGGGCUGCGCAGUUUCAACAAUUGGGUGAAGAGCACGUUGAUUCAGAAGUUCUCGCCGGAUGAGGAGUUCGAGAAACGGUUACUGGUGAUUGAUCUGGGAUGUGGUAAGGGAGGUGAUCUUGGGAAGUGGCAGCUUGCGCCGCAGCCGGUGGAUCUCUACGUGGGACUGGAUCCGGCGGAGGUGUCCAUUAUACAGGCGCGCGAGCGAUAUGCGGGGAUGCGUUCGGGCAGGGGACCUCGUGGUGGACGGAGGGGAGGGCCGCCGUUGUUUCAUGGCGAGUUCCGGUCCAAGGAUUGCUUUGGGGAGUGGUUGGGGGAUGUUGAUAUUGUUCAGCAGGUGGGAAUAGAUCCGAAUGUUGGACCGGGAGGGUCGAUGAUGGCGUCGCGAUGGGGUGGGGGUGGGUUUGAUGUGGUGACGUCUAUGUUUGCCAUUCACUAUGCGUUUGAGAGUGAAGAGAAGGCUCGUCAGAUGCUGCGCAAUGUGGCGGGGUGUUUGAAGAAGGGUGGCCGGUUCAUCGGCGUGUGUCCCAACUCGGACAUUAUCAGUGCCCGCGUGGAGGAGGAGGCGAAGGCAGAAUGGGGGAAUUCGAUCUAUCGGGUGCGAUUCCCUGGAGAUACGCCGGAGGAUGGCAUCUUCAGGCCGCCGUUUGGAUGGAAGUAUAGCUACUUCAUGGAGGAAGCCGUGGGCGAGAUCCCGGAGUACGUGGUGCCGUGGGAGGCGUUCCGAGCGUUGACGGAGGAGUACAAUCUGGAGCUGCAGUACCGCAAGCCGUUCAUGGAGGUGUGGCGGGACGAAAAGGACGAUCCGGAGCUGGGGCCGUUGAGUGAGCGGAUGGGCGUGAGAGAUCGCACGACAGGCGAGUUGACGAUGACGCCGGAGGAGCAGGAGGCAGUCAGUAAGUAUACACCCUUAGGUUUUACUUCAGCUGAAGGAGAGAGUGCUAACGGGACAGGUUUCUAUCAUGCAUUCUGCUUCUACAAGGUGUGA